Messenger RNA from Bursaphelenchus xylophilus (pine wood nematode), 8590 nucleotides. The record is from the annotation of a GenBank genome assembly. NCBI's taxonomy places the organism in Eukaryota, Metazoa, Nematoda, Chromadorea, Rhabditida, Aphelenchoididae.
AUGGGACUCCAGGGUUUCGUCAACAAAAAGAUCGAAAACCGAAUGGAGAACAAGGCCAAGAAAGCAAUCGAUGGAGUUGUUGGAGGAAGUGACUCUGGUGGGCACGAAGAUGAAGAGGACGAGGUGAGGAUUAUUCAAUUUCAAUAUAUUCACACCAGUGACAUGAAAAAAGCAUGUAGUGGAUCAGAAUGGGUUCCAUUGUCUAGUCAGUAUUAGGUCCUUCCAUCGCGGGUCAUAAUGCUUGCGAAAGUCAUUGGUUCAUCUCAUUCAUGGGCCGCCAAGAAUGAUGAGAUGGACCGAUGACUUUCUAUUCCGCCAUUCCGGGACGUUUCCGGAGUAGUCACUUCCAGAAUCUGGGAUAGUGAAUAUUUUUGUUUUUUGAUUGCGUUGGGUAUGGGAUAUUCCUAGCACAAUCUGGGUGUUUGGAGGGUUGGGCGAGUUGAUCAAUGCGACGACUAUCCACAGCAUCGUUUACAAUUCUAAUCGAGGCCACUUGGGCCUUGCGGGAAGAGGUUUCCCAUGAACAACGUCAUCAACCUUCAUCCAAAAUUCCACGUUUGGGUAUAAAAACACGUUUAUAAAUACACAGUGAUCUCAAGACUAUUAUAUACCGUUUAAGUCAGGUCGUGGGUACUAUUAUUUCACGUGUUAUUUACCUUCCGGAAGUGUCGCUAUUCCGGGAAUGUCGUGUAUUUUUUGGAUUUUUUAUGGUAAUAUGUCUUUUGUUUUAGCGUGGAGAGGAGGGUCGUGGAAGAAAGUUGCUCCGGAAAUUGAGCAAGAAAGUCCGCCGAAGCCAGUCUGAGUCCCCAGAAUCCGCGGAGAAUCGGAAGGCCAAGAAAGGAGCAAAGAAGAAGAAAAAACAGAAGGGGGAAGGUGUCCUGGCCGACGAUGGAGGGGGUUCAGGACCGGAUAUUCAAGUAGGAACAUCGGGAACGGAUACCGGAGGAUCUGUGAAGCCUUCGGAAAGUGGCACGGAAACGCCUAUUGAGUCUGCUGAUACUGGAUCGAGUGGCACGGUAAGUUGUCGUUUACAGUGUGAGAAAAGGGGUGCUGCAGUAUUACAUCUGUAUGUUUCAGAGCUCUGCUGGAAGUGGUGAUGAAAGGAAUUCCCGGGAUGGGUCUGAUUGGCAGACUAAUUCCACGGCCACAGAUCAGUCUGAUGUUGAGGAUCAGAAAAGAAAAUCAACGAAAAAAGAAGAAAAGCGCCUUAGGGAGAUGAGACCGGAUGGAGCGACCGCUUUUAAUCCUAAGGCUCACACAGAGUUUACAGUCCGAGUAAGGGUAAUUGAGGCCAAGGAAUUGCAAGGAGAAGGUCUGAAUCCAUUGGUCCGAGUCAAUUUGGGGUCUAAAACAAGAACAACUAGAUCUAUCAGGGGGACGGACCGUCCAUUUUGGAAUCAGACCCUUGGGUUCACCAUAAAAAGCUGCAUCGAGGACCUGGCGAUGUUGAAUUGCGAGUUUAAUGUAAGCACGAAGUAUUGAUUUUGCAUUUCUUCAGGUAUACUCGGCUCGCCGUUUGAUACGUGAUUCUCUAAUCGGUUCGUUUGGAAUCAAUAUGGGUGUUGUUUAUCAAAGUAAAAAUCAAUCUGUUGUCGAGAAAUGGGUUGCGUUGAUGCCAAGUAGGCAAGAGGAUGAUAAUGGAAUUGGCGCCGCUACAGAGAUUCGGGGAUUCCUCAAAAUCUCCAUCUGCGUAUUCCAUCCCAAUCAGAUCCCUCCAAGUUUGGUGGUCCGAGGAGGUGGAGAUGACGAUACGGAUGUACUGUUUAGAGCUCAGCUUCUCAAUUACUGUCUGAGAGUAAGUGGUUUGAGUUUGUUUGUAUUGCUUUUAGAUCCGGAUUUAUAAGAUUACUCAAUUGGCCGAUCAUAUUCGAUAUCCAUACAAAAAGGACCCCUCAGAAGCUGGACAAAUUGCAGUUGAAGUUGCCGUUGGAGCAUACAAUUGUCUCUCCACCUUCCAAUCCGCCAGUGAUGAGACCAUUUCUUUCGGGGAAGAACUUCAGAUUCCCAUAAUGUGGCCAACUGUCAUCAAGCAGGUACGCAUUGUCGUGUUAAUGAUUAAUAAUGCGUUUAUUUUAGUUGAGAUUCAGAUUAAUUGCCCUGAAUCGUCGACGAAGGAAGAGAGUUUUGUGCACCGAGUUUGUGAACAUGAGGGAUCUCUGUCAGCCAGGAGAGCGGGGAUUUCUUCCCAACUUCGGGCCCGCUUACAUUCCAUUCUUCGGCCCAGAACCCAAUCGGAAAACCUGGAAACCCUGGGAGAAGAAUCAUGUCAGGGAUGGGAAAGUUAUGGGCUCACAGUGAGUGUAAAUAUUUUUUUUGUUCUUUCAUGAUGUAAUAUAAACAUCCUUAUGUUUCAGUUAUUGUGGCCGAGUUUUCUUUGAAUUGAGUUGUGAAGAAUCGGGAGUCCAGAAGACGCACGUCAUCAGCAUCCCCACAGCCAUCGUUCAGAAUGCCGAGAAUUUCUAUCGCCAGGAUAGAUUUACCCUGUUUUGUUCAUUUUUUGCAGCGAACUUGAUUCACUCUGACUUCAAGCAAGUCUGACUAUGAAUGGAUUUAUUUCUAGGUCCAAGAAUGUGAAGUUUUUGGUUUCCAUUGGAGAAUUUGGAAGUCAAGAUUACGGUAAUGUGCUGACAUGUACCAAUCAAACCCUGCCCGUAAUGCCGUCUUACGACACUUCUUGUUUGUACACCAUGCCCUGGGGCAAUCACAAGCCAAUUUGUGAGAUCCUCUGUGAUUGGGAAGAUAUUUCUUGGCGUUUUGAGAUCUCCAAUAUCCUGUAUAAGGUAAUACUGGAAAUUUAUAAUGUUAUGUAACACCCAUCUACAAAACGGUGUUUUUUUAGACAGCCGACCUGCUGUUUGAAGUCCAAGAAGAAGCCCAAAUGAAAUCAGGAUCGAAUCCAGAACAAUCGGAGUUGGCUUCUUUGGUAAUCGAAGCCAUCGAAGAAGCGGCCGAUUGCUUCGAUGUCUUGAAUAGGAUCAUCCGAAAUGUCCAGCAGUCCAACGCAUCGCUUACAGCUCUUGAUAUCCUCCUUCUGAAUGCUCGAGCCGACGCCCUCUACAGAUAUUACAAGACCUUUGCCGACUUCAAAUUCAAUCUCAUUGAUGUGUCUGAUAUGGAAGAGAAUACGAUCAGACAGUUGGGAGUGUUCGCCAAUCAACUCAAGGAGAUUGCCAAUGAUCCUCAGCUUUCUGUCCCCGAUCUCUGUGUUCAUAUGAUCGUGGACAACGCUGUGGUUGGCUAUGCAAGGGUUCCAGUUCAUGAAGUAAGAGCAUUCUUAUGUACAAUGUAAUUGAUCAUUCUCCUUUUAGAUAUAUUACAGUAAGUCCUCACUUCGUUGUGGUCGUUAUUCCGGCAAGAUCCAAGCCGUCCCGCUCAGCUGGCCUACCGCUCAGCUCACUAAAUUCAGAGUAAGUGGUCAUGGAUAAGAUGUGUAAAAGUAUUUAGGGACACGAAUUGCCUGGAGUCAUUCAUAUCAAAGCCUGGUUCGGGAAGACCAAGUACAGAAAGUCAUGGCUCGAAUUGAUCCGGCCCGGCUUUAUGAAAUAUUACGCCGAACUCUUCAUAAAUGAACACCGAUCUGCAUUUUCGUCUAAGUGGAAGCCCACAGAGUAUGGUGAUAAUGUGUUAUUUUGUACAUGUACUCUAUAAUUUUCGCAAUUUCAGGAAGCCGUUUAACAUUUCCGACGAAACGGGGAAGAUUGAACUCUCGGAAACCGCAAUUCAUCCGCCCUCUGGAUGGGAUUUCGAAGGCAAAUGGACUUUAAAAAGAUGUCAUGAUAUGUGGGUCGGGGCUGAUGCUGGACACACUUCCUUCGAGGAUGAGUUUUUCGAAGUCCAACAGAAGAAUACGAUAACCCAGGAGUGGAAAUUUCACAUGUCCACGGGCUUCUACGGGGAUCCUCUGGACAAACACAGCCUCCACGAAGCCCCGCCCGGAUGGGUGUAUGUAACCCAAUGGAACAUCGAUUAUCAUAGUCUGGGAGAUGCUGAAGGAUGGGUGUAUUCGAGUGGGCUGAUGUUCUGGGAUGAACAAAAUGUGGAUACGGUGGAAAGAUUGAGUCAUCGUUAUCGAAGGAGAAGACAUGUGAGGAGGAGGAUUUUUGGGAAAAAGGAUAUUGGAGUCGCCGAGAUGUUUGAAGAUCUCAGAGAGUUUGCUAAAAACCUAGAUGAGGAUGGAUGGGAGGUGAGGAUAACGGGUGCCUGACUGAAUAUGAACUGACUGAAUAUGAAGGACUAAAUAUGAAGGACUGAAUAUGAAAAGGACUGAAUAUGAGCUGACUGAAUAUGAACUGACUGAAUAUGAACUGUGGUGCUGACUGAAUAUGAAAUUUGGCAAAUUUGGUCUGUUUCGAGGACUAUGUAGUACCAAGUGCUAUAAAUGUGUUUUUGGGCUGUACUAAGCACCAAACCAACACCAUUGCCGCCUUACGCCCAAAUUUUCACCUCGUACUAAAUAGUACCAAUUGGUACUGUAUAGUACCAAGUUCUAAAAAUGUGUUUUUGGGCUGUACUAAGCACCAAACCAAUACCAUUACCGGCCAAAUUUUCUCCUCGUACUAAAUAGUACCAGGUAGUACUAUUUAGCACCAAGUGUUAUAAAUGUUUUUUCAAGCAGUACUAGGCACCAAAACAACACCAUUAAUGUCUAAAGGUGUUAUAUGUAAGUCGAAAAAAUUUCAAAAAGAGUCCUUAAUCGAAACCUAGGUAGUAACAGUAACAGAAACCCGGUUUUCAUAUUCAGUCAGUUCAUAUUCGGUCCUUCAUAUUCAGUCAGCACCCCAGUUCAUAUUCAGUCAGUUCAUAUUCAGUCCUUCAUAUUCGGUCCUUUAUAUUCAGUCAGUUCAUAUUCAGUCUCCCUUCGGAGGAUAACAGUGUGCAUAUAAACGAAAUGGCGUCGCUAUAAUCCCCAGAAUUAUAAGAUUUGUUUAGUUUGCCGCGAAGUUUGGAGAGCCAGUCCAUCUCUUGCUACAAUGUGGAGACAAAUUUAGAAGACGAAGGAUGGUCAGAGAACUGGUACCACAGAAAGAAGACUUUCAUUAGUAAGCAAAUUGUCACAAAAACAUGAUUUCUUGUUCAAACUUAUAUAUUAUUUAUCUUUAGCAAACUGGAAAUGGGAGUUGAAGGUAGCAAGGAGGUGGCAGACGACCCCCACUUCCUUUCUCCUCGUAUCUAUGAAGUCCAUGAUCAAGUUAGUGUCUUCCAACUUCGAGUAUAUGUUCUCUGGGCCCGUGAAGUUCAUUCUCCGAAGAAACAUCUAAGUCGAGCCUUCGUUAAGGUCUUCUUCCUUAAUCGAUGUCAACAAACUUAUGUCGUUGAGAAUUCGUUGAAUCCCAUUUGGAACGAAACCCUAAUUUUUAACAAGGUGAGCGUUUUAUUUAGAACUUUAAACGGCUUGAUUUAGAUUUUGAUACCCGGGGGCUCCGCAACCCUCCAAAUGAAUCCUCCUGGAGCUGUGGUUGAAGUCCAUGGAGAAGAAGAGAAUGGGAAGCCGGUGUUCUUGGGAAGGUUUGAUCUGAAGCCGGUUGUCGUCAAUAGCACCACUGAUCCGCGGUCGAGACCUGGGUGGAGACCCUUGAGAUUUCCUAAUAAUAAGAUCAAGUAAGUUAAGCUUUGAUUGCUUUUCUCAUUGGAGAUUCUGUACCUUAAUCUGCAGGGGUGCCUUGUUGUUGCAUAUGGAGCUGUUUCUAAACGAUCCCGCCUUCCAGUCCAUGGUUCCCAUUGUCCCAGCUUACAAACCCAAACUGGAGAACAGAUUUGAAGUCCCAAUUGAUUGCAGGCCUGUGUUUACCAACUUCACUGUCCAAAUUAUGGCUUGGGGGGUUCGAAAUCUGGCGAGACAUCAGUUACUUUCUGUCCGAUCUCCUUUUGUGGAAAUUACGGUAGCCGAUAGAAAGGAUACGACAGACAUUAUCGAGGACACCUCGGUGAAUCCCAACUUUGUGAUGCCAUUGCUCACCUUCAGUGAGGUCCAGAUGCCUGCCGAACUCGGAUUUGCUCCUCCAAUUGUGCUCAAUCUCCACGAUCGAAGAAGCUUUGGCCGUCAGCCUUUGGUCGGCGCCUGUAUUGUCAAGAACUUCCAGAAAUAUAUGAUCUCGCCUCCUCCAGUUGUAAGCGAAUAUUGGUAAUUAUAAAAUAGGUUUAAUUUUAGCAUACCCCUUUAGCUAUGGCUUGGGAAUCGUUCGAUCAGGAAAUGUCACAUGAAUAUAAGAAGCAGAUGGAAGAGAUUCGAACCCUCCGAAAACUUGAGCCUGAGGAAUAUCUGGCUUACCCCGAGGAUCCGAACAGUCCCAAGAUCGAUUGGUGGUCCCGGUAUUAUUUCUCCAAGAACGUCAUCGAAAAGGCCCCAGGGUACAAAGAAUUAAAUCUAGGGAGACUCGCCAUCUACAAGGUCCCGUUGGAAGAUGUCGGCGAAUACAAGGGUUUCGAGGAUUUCCUGGACACCUUCGUCUUCACCAAACCUUAUGCCAACAAAUUAGAUUCCAUUUGUGAUAAGAAGGGGGAACUCAAAGGCAAAUUGUUCAUCACAAAACAUGAUGGAAAGAGCGGCAAGUGUACUGUAGCUUUAUUUUCAUGUUUCUUUAGACGUCCAAUCUACGCCCUCGGGUGUUGAAUUUGAUGGGCCAGUGGAAUGUGUGAUCCGAGUAUAUAUUGUCUCGGCCUAUGAUUUGGUCAGUCGAAGGAGAUCCGGUCUUUGUGAUCCUUACAUCAAUAUCAGAUGUGGGAACAAAAAGAAGUUCAAAGGGUACAAGGAUUACCGUCCGGAAACUCUGGACCCGGUUUUCGGACAAUGUGUUGAAAUGGAGGUAACCAUUCCCCAGGAAAAAGAUCUGACCAUUUCCGUCAUGGAUAAGCGAUUGUUUAUGUCUGGUGAGGCAAUACGAAUGAUGUUCAGUUGUUUUAGAUAAUGAAAUUGGAUCCACCACUAUUGAUCUGGAGAACCGGCUGUUAACCAAAUUCCGAGCCACUGUGGGAAUGCCCAAGGAGUACAAUGUGGUGGGGCCUUUGCCUUGGAAAGAUCAGCUAACUCCGCUUCAGAUUAUGAGAAGGUAGGGGUAGGCAAGUGGUAGUUGUACCGUAAUGUUUAGAUAUUGCCAAAAGAUGAAUUUGCCUCCUCCGAAAAUCCUCCACACGGAUAAAGGAGAUGCCAUCGAAUGGGCUGAUUGCACUUUUUAUGUAUCCGACCUGGAGAAGGAUAAGAUGAAUGAAAACUUUUCUGGACGCCCCAUUCAAUGCUUGGCUCUGAAUAUUCUCCACAAGCUUGGCCUGGUACCAGAACACAUUGAGACACGCCCUUUGUAUCACUCAGUAAAUCCGGAGAUGGAGUGUGGUCAGCUGGAAAUGUUUGUUCAUAUAUUCCCUAAGGUCAUCUCUGAUCGAAUUCCGUCACCAAUUGACAUCUCUCCACGUCAACCACAGCCUUAUCAACUUCGUGUUGUAAUCUGGGGUUUGAGGAAUGUGAUCUUACCAAAGAAAAGCUUUGGAAGACCGGUAAGUGAAGAGGUCUGGUCGUAUAUUUUCGAAUUCACGUUUAGGCUGCUGAUCUUUACGUCCGUUGUUACCUGAAUGGAAUGGAGAAAUCACAAAAGACGGAUAUCCACUUCAGAUGCCUGGAUGGGGCCGCUUCUUUCAAUUGGAGAUUUGUGUUUGAUUUUGAUUACGAUGUGUUCCAAAGACAGAUCCAGGUGUAUAAGAAGAAGAGAUGGUUCAGGAAGAAGUCUUCGGAAUUGGUGGAUCCCUUUUUGAUUAUCCAAAUAUGGGAUAACAACAAGUUCAAGAAGGAUCGAUACAUUGGGCAGGUCCAAUUGGAUCUUCUCGGAUUUGAAGAAGGAUUGUUGGAUGAAGAAGAGAUCGAAGCUGUAGGAUACGAAAAGGAUUCAAAUAAGGGAUGUACUUGCUGCAAAGUCUGCACUAUGGGAUGCAAGCUGUGUUGGAAAACGCGGUGCUGCUCAAGAAGACCCAGCAGAAAGAAGGAGGCCGUCAAAAUGCCUCGAGCACCGGUAAGAGUUGUGGCGUUACUGUUUACAUUGGGAUCCCAGAUUCUUAAAUGGAUGAUUUAGCGUUAUAUUCCUGGGGCUAUGGGAGACAUGUCCUUGUUCCAACAGAGAAGUGCAUCCGGAUUUUGGCCAGCCAUUGCCACGAACCUGCCUACCAAACAGCGCGCAGAGAAUGAAGAGAGAGAAAAGAAACACGAUGUCUCCAAACCAGACGAACAAGGUGACAAUCAAGUGGAUAGCGUGGAAUAUGUAACGGGAUUGGUGGAGAUGGAGAUGACUCUCUUGCCGUUGGAGGAGGCUCUGUCUCACCCUGUCGGAAGGAAGCGGAACAAACCGAAUCACGUAAUGGAUGGUACCUUAAUUGAUUUUUGAUUUAGUCUCCGUUUCUCCCCAAGCCCGAUCGUCCCAAACUCGAUUCCUUCUGGUGUACCUCCAGAGCCAAGGCUAUCUGCCGAAUUUGUUGGCAUAAAACUGGAGGAUGGUCUUGCGUAUGGAUGGUUGUGUGCGCAUUACUGCUGACUCUUCUUAUCGUCGCUACUGUUUAUCAAUUACCCACUAUCACCGCCACCUUCUUCACCACCUGGAUAGUGGGUUGA